GGCCCAACAGAGCCCAAAGCCAGUACUGGACCAGAGCAGUAAACUGACAUGACGAGCUUAUAAAAAUUAUAUAUACGCAUUUGUAAAAAUACAAAACCCUAAAUCUCAUCAAGCGCCGCACUCUCUUGAAAGCAAUCAUGCCGUUCAAGCGUUACGUUGAGAUCGGGAGAGUUGCGCUGGUGAACUAUGGCAAAGAUUACGGCAAGCUCGUUGUUAUUGUGGAUGUUAUUGACCAGAACAGAGCUCUUGUGGAUGCACCCGAUAUGGUGAGAGGCCAAAUGAACUUUAAAAGGCUCACACUAACAGAUAUCACAAUUGAAAUCAGUAGGACACCUAAGAAGAAGGACCUGGUUAAAGCAAUGGAGGCUGCAGAUGUUAAGAAUAAGUGGGAGAACAGCUCCUGGGGAAGAAAGUUUAUUGUUCAGAAACGCAGGGCAGCCCUUAAUGACUUCGAUAGGUUCAAGCUUAUGUUGGCGAAAAUCAAGAAGGCUAGUUUGGUCAGGGAAGAACUCGCAAAGCUAAAGAAGGCUGCAGCAUAAGGCAUUAGGAUGAUUGCAACAAUUUUAUUAUGAAUUUUUCUAAUUCUUAUUUAUCAAUACUUCAUCAAUUAAAGUUGUUGCUUUGCCCUAUUAUGUACUUUUCUUUGGUUGGGGCAAGGUAUUUCGGACUUCGUAUAUCUUUACCUUUCAUGUGUUACCUCCAAGUGAGGUGUUUACUACCUA
Molecule: messenger RNA, 722 nt
Organism: Daucus carota subsp. sativus
Lineage: Eukaryota; Viridiplantae; Streptophyta; Magnoliopsida; Apiales; Apiaceae
Product: large ribosomal subunit protein eL14
Exons: 5
Coding region: 138-539 (133 amino acids)
Biological process (GO): translation; ribosomal large subunit biogenesis
Cellular component (GO): ribosome; cytosolic large ribosomal subunit
Molecular function (GO): structural constituent of ribosome; RNA binding
Source: RefSeq, a predicted model, not a curated record